Yamadazyma jaroonii is the source of this 1383-nucleotide messenger RNA. The record is from the annotation of a GenBank genome assembly. NCBI's taxonomy places the organism in Eukaryota, Fungi, Ascomycota, Pichiomycetes, Serinales, Debaryomycetaceae.
AUGAAGAGUACAGAUUUUUUUGAAGAAGCAGCUACUGAUGAAGAAAGUGGUGACAGAUGGUUAGGUUCGGAUUUGACCAAAGCCUUGAGAUUCUAUCAAAAAGCCUAUAAAGAGUACCAACAAGCUUUGGCCAAUUCUUCCGACCUUGACAUCCAGUAUAACAUCGCCAGGUUAGUAUACCAUGUUUAUUCCACCUACAUCGAGACUGAAUUACUUGAGGAUUUGAAUACAGAUGAUUUCCUUUUCGGUGAUACUGUUGUUAAACCCUUGGACCAGAUAAUGAAUACCCACGAACAGUCCAUGAACGGUAGGGAAUCGAUGGAUUUGUCAUAUAAUUUGGGAUUGGUAUACAUAGAUGUUUUAGAGACAUCUCAGCUAAGUGAUGAUAAUGUCGAUGUACUUCAAAUAUACCAGAAAGGACAAGAGCUAUUCAAGAACCUCAUCAACACCCAAAUCAACCAAUUAAGAUCCUUCAUAAAUGACUUAUCCAAGAUAGACAACGAUCAUAGCAGUUCAAACGAAGAUCCUCAAUCAGUAACUGAAGCCGUUACUGAGGAAGUGCUUCAACCCAACGAUGUUUUCGAUACCAUUGUUUCUGGGUAUAAAUUGAUACAGGCAUUCUUGGGGAAUAUUACUUCCAUAGCGGAUAUUCCAUCAUUCCAGCAGGUGGUGGGAGACUUUUCUUUGUUUUUGGAAUCUAUAGUUGGAGAGUUUCUUAAUAGUUUCACUGAAAGUACCAAUACCCAAUCGCAAUAUCUUUCUUCCGUCACCAAUAAUCAAAUCAUAGACUACCAGAUCACAAAAGCAUUCAUAUCAUCAUUAAUUUCUCAAAGUUUUACCGAAAUCAACAACUUUUGGGAUGUUGUCCCUCCAUCUGCUGAAAGAUUCAUGAGUCAGUCAGAUGCUGUUCAAGCUAUCAUGGAUCGAAAUGACGAUAAUGAUUCAACAUUGUGGCUGGGACUUACACUUAUCACCCAAACACUCAAAAAGGCUCAAGAUGAUUUACUGGAAAGAAGAAAAACCACAGUUGAAGGAUUAGGGAAGUUGAACGAACAAUAUGCUCAAGUACUUAUACAACGAGCUGAUAUUGACGUUCAACGAGGUCUUCUUCCUCUCCCACAAGCACAAAAUAGUAAAGAAGUACUCAUGAAGAAUGCUAGAACAUUUUUAACUAGUGCUAUGAGAAUUGCCAACAGUUCAGGAGGUCUUAGGGAAAGAGCUAUUGAAAAAGCCGGGAGGAAUAAGAAAAAGCUCGAAUCUGUUGCAAGGAUGUGUAUUUUGGAUAAAAAAGAUGAAGAUCAGAUUAUGGAGAUCAUGGGUUCUGUUGGACCUAGAGAAAUCACGAAAGUGUUGAAACUCGAUUAUUAUUCAGCAUUAAACUAA